UUACUCCUCCUAGUUCCACAUAGCUCAUUAUGUUUUCUAUCAUUUUACGAGGUAACCAUUUUCUCCAAUGCGCUGUAUAACGGAAGAUAAAUUCGCCAACUACGACAUCUAGAUAACUUGAUAAAGCUGCGGAGGCGGGGAAGCACUCGUUUCUCCCCGCACGUUUGGAGCGUUUGCAUUUUCCUAUAACCGCCCCGCGUCAAUAAUAAUGAGCAACUGACGUGCCUCUAUCUAGAGCUUAGUAUCAAUCAAUACAUUUCUCCUCAUCAUCCAACAAUAUAUCUGCGGAAAAUAUCAGACCCAAGUUGUCACCAGCUAGUAUAUCAGAAUUUCACAGCCAUGGCAAGCGACGCGGAUGCUCCCGGCACAAACAAGGCCUUCGUGCCUCUAGAAAACAACCCUGAAGUUAUGUCCCAUCUGGUCCACCAACUGGGCCUUUCUCGCUCCUUCGGCUUCACAGACGUCUACUCAAUCGACGAACCAGAUCUCCUUGCAUUCGUUCCUCGACCAGCACAUGCCCUUCUCCUUGUUUUCCCCGUAUCUCCAACAUACGAAGCCAGUCGAGUCGCUGAAGACUCGCAACUGCCCGAAUACACCGGCUCUGGACCUUCAGAGCCCGUCAUGUGGUUCAAGCAGACAAUCCGCAACGCCUGUGGUCUGAUCGGUCUCCUACACGCCGUCAGCAACGGUGAACCUCGAAAAAACAUCACUCCUGGCUCCGAUCUUGAGCAGUUACUCAAGGCUGCGGAGUCAUUGCCUCCUAUCCAACGCGCGGAUCUGCUGUAUGAGAGCAAGGCGUUGGAGAGCGCACACGCAGACGCAGCCAAGUUGGGUGAUACGGAAGCUCCGCAGGCGGAAGAUAAUGUAGAUCUACACUUUGUGGCGUUUGUUAAGGGUGGGGAUGGUCGGUUGUGGGAACUCGAUGGUAGACGAAAGGGUCCGUUGGAGCGGGGACGACUGGCGGAUGACGAGGACGUGCUGAGUGAGAAGGCACUUGAUUUGGGUGUGAGGAGAUUCUUGAAGAUAGAGAAGGAAGGUGGUAAUCCGGACUUGAGGUUCAGCCUUGUUAGUUUGGGACCGCAUUUUGAUUAGGUUACUCUACCAGAUGGAACAGGACGAGCAGGUCUUCAUGGAUCUAAUGAUGGCAUAUCGCAUGGCUGAGAUGAGCUGUAAUAAUCAUUAUCAUUUUCAUCAUUUGGGACUCAUGCAUAAGUAUUAUGUACACUGCCUGUGGGCUACUGCGGAACCCGGAUUUGGCGUUAAU
Messenger RNA from Paecilomyces variotii, 1264 nucleotides. Its product is annotated as ubiquitin C-terminal hydrolase L3. Lineage: Eukaryota; Fungi; Ascomycota; Eurotiomycetes; Eurotiales; Thermoascaceae. The transcript has 2 exons. The coding region runs from base 340 to 1092 and encodes 250 amino acids. Gene Ontology annotation, molecular function: cysteine-type deubiquitinase activity. The record is from RefSeq and is a predicted model, not a curated record. Gene Ontology annotation, cellular component: cytoplasm. Gene Ontology annotation, biological process: protein deubiquitination; ubiquitin-dependent protein catabolic process.